This is a messenger RNA of Rhagoletis zephyria (snowberry fruit fly), 1365 nucleotides long. The record is from RefSeq and is a predicted model, not a curated record. Lineage: Eukaryota; Metazoa; Arthropoda; Insecta; Diptera; Tephritidae.
AUGGAAAUGGACAUGGACAUGUCGGAGACGUACCAGGCCACUGCUUCCAUUCAACUACGAACACAUCCAACUCAUUCCACCAUCAACUUCAGUGAACUGGGCAAAAAGUUGCUCGAGUCGGCUCGCAAUGGCGACGUCGAGGACGUAAUGGAGCUGAUCAGCACCGGCGCCCCCUUCACCACCGACUGGUUAGGCGCCUCGCCGUUGCAUUACGCCUCACAGUAUGGACACGUGGAUACGGUGGAAACACUGCUAAAUGCGGGCAUUGCCAAGGAUGCUCGCACCAAAAUUGAGCGAACUGCCCUUCACGUGGCUGCCCAGGAGGGCCACUACGACACUGUCAAGGUGCUGGUCAACUUUGGAGCUGAUGUCGACUCAAAGGACAUGCUUCGAAUGACGCCACUUCACUGGGCCGUCCAGCGAGGACAUCGAGCCAUCAUGGAGCUUCUACUGGACAAUGGUGCUGAUGCCUCCGGUGUCAACAAGUUUGACAAGACGCCCAUUGAUAUUGCCUACGACUGUGGAUACCACGACUUUGUGCCUUCUCUUCAGAAUUCACGUGGUAGAUCAAAGCCAAAAAUUAAUCCAAUUGAAGCUCAACUUUCUUCCAAAGCCCUAAAAAAUCCUGCCAAUAACAAGAAUAGAGUCAGCAAACCGCCUCCAAUGAAUCGGAAUAGCUUUGGUAAUGCGCCAAGAGCUAACAUGAAUAUCAAACACGAAAUAGAUGACGAUAUGAAACUUGAACAUGACAGCAGCAUCAGGUCUUUAGAGUACCUUGAAUCAAUGAACAAAACAAAUAAGAAAGAAAAGGACAUGCUUCAAAAUGUACUCUCCAAUGGCCAGACCAUCUCACUGACUGAGGCUGGAAAGCUAGUGCUGAACAACUACAAAGAGCCGCCCCAGCAAGGCCCUUCAGGCGUCAACAGCAGUAGAGCGAAUAAGCUGAUCACCGUCUACCCUUCAUCACAGUCAAACAUUCUACUACUAUCUAACAGCCAGAACAGCACAAACUCGAGUAUCAAAGUGGAGCCGGGCACUUCGCCUAUUAAGGUAGUCACCAAGAAGCCCAUGUUUACGGAGAUCAAGACGACCAAUGGCAAGCCCAUUCCAGUUAAUAAGCUGCCUUUCACUUUUCAAUCUAAACCUGGUUCGAACCAAGUAAUCAAACGUUACGUGCUCACAAAUACACCCGCCACGGUGCAGCAGGCUAAAGACGAGGAAAUUAAAAAGCUCAAUGAAGAGUUGAAGGCGCUCAGAAAGGAGGUGGGCGACUACAAGGAGCUAAUUAUCGCUAAGGACCUGGAGAUUGAGAAGCUGAAAAAGAAAAUAGCCACCAGCAAUACUACUGAGUUCACCUUCGACUGA